Thamnophis elegans (Western terrestrial garter snake) is the source of this 4477-nucleotide messenger RNA. It is a transcript of the gene CFAP70, whose product is annotated as cilia and flagella associated protein 70. The record is from RefSeq and is a predicted model, not a curated record. The transcript has 28 exons. Gene Ontology annotation, biological process: cilium movement; cilium assembly. Bases 139 to 3474 code for a protein of 1111 amino acids. Gene Ontology annotation, molecular function: protein binding. Gene Ontology annotation, cellular component: motile cilium; extracellular exosome. NCBI's taxonomy places the organism in Eukaryota, Metazoa, Chordata, Lepidosauria, Squamata, Natricidae.
CCGCCACAAACAUGGCGCCCGGGGAGGGUCACGCCGCCGUCAUGAACCGCGAAUGUGACGCAGCGGCGUUGCUAUGGCAACGGAAAACGACGCCGUUGGCUGUAGCUACCUUUCUAUAUCAAGAGAUCCUUCCUUCUCAUGGCGGGUUCACCUUCCUUUCCCGUUGAGCCACCGGGCAAAACAGUCAGCAUCACUGUGCUGGAUGGCCAUGAUUUGAAAGGCCUGAAGGGAGAUAGUCCGGUGACAUUUGUGCGCGUUGAGUACAAUGGCUUCAUCCUUGGAGACUCCCCCAAAGUGGAUGCCUCUGCGGAAGGCAGCGUGAAGUAUAAUUUCACCACCUCUUUUGACAGCCACCCUGAAGGGUUACACUGUUUGGAUGAUAUUGCCCAAAAACCUGUGAUAUUCACCGUGAUUGAAGUCCUACCAAAGGAAAAGAAGCAAAAAGAAGAAAAGGUGGUAUCUCUCGGACAGGCCGUGGCAGGCCUUCUCCCCCUCCUGCAAGGAUUGUGUACAUUCAGUGUAAAACUUCCCCUGUAUCCAUUGCCUGGUUCUCCUCUGGAUACCCUCCGACCAGAAACCAAGGCUUCCAUCGAUGUCUUAGUAUCUGUCCAGGAGAGCUUACUGACUCAAAAUCAGCUAUCCGAAGGCAAUCUGCUGAGAGUGACUGUAGAAGCUCUCUAUUCUGUCCCUGAGGCAUUUAUCCACACUGGUCCUCAAUAUAAUUACAUGGUUGGCUUUCAGGUGCCAGCAGUUGGUGAGAAAGAAUGUCCCUUCCUGUUCAAGAAUGGGACCCUGAAACUUGGCGGUGAGAAAGAACCUUUGCCUCGUCCCAAGAAGUGGCCAGCGGCCAACAUUUUAGCUCCCGGAGGACAAAACAUCCCAGAGGCUUUCAUUGUUGGUGGGGCCUUUGAGGAGGAAGAUGGAGAAAUGAAUACCCCAGAGGACCGGGAAAGCAGGAUUCAGGGUGAAACUACUAAGAAACGGAUCAUUUGGGACUUGGAAAGACGUUGCUACCUGGAUCCUUUAGCUGUGCUCUGCUUCCGCAAGCGGAUUGCUGACUGUCGUUGUUGGCCUGUGGAAAUUACUAGAGUGCCUCUGGUCACAUCCACGAAAGUCAAAGCUGGCAAAGGAGAGAAGGGAGCUGGAGCAGCGGCUGCAACAGAAGAAGAUCCCAUUUCCUUUCACGGCGUGGCCUACGUCAACUUAGUGCCUCUGCUGUAUCCAGGGGUAAAGCGGAUCCGGGGAGCCUUCCGAGUUUUUCCUUACCACGACAGUGAAGUGUAUGAAAAGACCAAGUGCCUCUUCAGUCUUUUUCGCGAUGUGGGCCAUCAGGCAAUUCUUAAUAGAUUUGGGCCCAUGGGAAUGUACAGUCCCCACACCAAGAGCAUCCUUGGGAAGAACUACAAAGAGGACAAGCAACGAGAAAUGCUCCGGAAGCCAUCCACUAUUGUAAAAAAAGACACCUCUGAGAUCACGGUAGAGAUUGCCAUCUCUUUAUGCCAGAACUUGGAAGGACAGCAAUAUGUGGAAUGUGGAAGUUUUAUUGUGUUAGAGUUUAUGCUGGAUAGAGCUUUGGUGCCCAAGCGUCUGCCAGAGGAACUUGCCAGCCGAGUGAAAGAGAUGAUUCCUCCACACCCUCCGCUCCCCCGAAGGACUGCAGGAGCCAUGAAGGCCGUAGAAGAUUACCACACGCAGAUCACCAGCAUUGCUGCAUCCAUCCUAGAUGAGUAUCAUGAGCUCUUUGGAAGGCAGGUGAUCCAAGGGCUUCUCAUAGAUUCUCAGACCCUGGAAGACCAGAAAUGUCAACUCAACUAUGAGCUGAACACCUCGGGGAAAUAUUUUGCCUUUAAGGAGCAACUCAAGCACGCGGUUGUGAAAAUUGUGCGGGAGAAGUACUUGAAGACCACCGCCUUUGAAACUCUGGAUCAACUCCAAGCUUUCCUCAGUGAGUUGUAUGUCUACUUGAUGGAUCAGAUGCAUGUCGCCUUGAAUCAGGUGCUAUCCCUCCAGACUCCAAGUCCUCCUCCUCCCGUAUAUACCACCUUGGAGCAGCUCCAGCUGUUUGCUCGAGAGGCCCAAGUCAACAGAGACUACGGUUUGGCUUCAACGUACUAUCAGGAGAGGUUGUCUCGAAACCCCCAAGAUAUCCAGAGCUGGUUGGAUUAUGGAGCUUUUUGCCUCUUGACUGAAAACAACUUCAAGGCCCAAGAAUGUUUCCGUGAGGCGGUCGGGUUGGAUGCCAAUCACAUGCCCAGUGUGCUGUUGUGUGGGAUCAUGGCUGUGAUGCUGCAGAAUUACGAAGAGGCUGAAGUCUUUUUUGAGGAUGCCACCUGCGUGGAGCCAAACAGUGUCGUGGCCUGGACCAUGCUAGGACUUUUCUAUGAUAUCCAGGAAAACUACAUCAGGGUCGAGAUGGCCUUCCAUGAGGCUACCAAGCUCCAGAAGGCCCAUCUGCCCAAAGAGAAACCAAGUCCUCCAAGUAUAGAAGAAGUACCGGUAACUGGAGGAAAGAAAAAAAUGUCAUACAUGGCUUCACGGGGACAGUCCCUGGUUGCCCCAGAGGAGUCAGACGACUCUCCAGAAGCCACAGUGAAAAUCCAAGCAGAGUCUCCCGAAGCAACCAGCUCCGUUCGUGCACCCGAAGAGGAUACCAUACACAAACCGUUCAAGAGGUUGUCCGUUACACCCAGUAAAUUUAAGAUGAGCACUCAGAGAGAAAUGCCCAAAUCUGCUGCAGUUGCAUUUGAACCAGAGCUGAGCCUGCUCAUGGUGUCCCCUCAAACCACCUCUAUUUUCAUGGAAACAAUAAAAUUCCUCUUGGAUGUCAAUGCCCUUCAGUUUGUUCACAGGGCGCUGGCGCAUGAGUUGAUCUCCCCCCAAGGAGGCCCCAGCUGUGAUUAUUACUUGGUGCUGGCCCAGACGUAUAUGCUCAAGAAGGAAUAUGAGCAGUCAGAAGAGAGCUUGGAAAUGGCUUUGCAGAUUGAUUACCUGAAUCCAGAGGUUUGGGCUCAAAAAGGCCAUCUCUGCUAUUUGACCGGGAAUUUCAGUGAAGCAAAGUCCUGCUAUGAACGCACCAUCAGUUUUGUGACGGACGCGAAGGAUAUGCAUACGGUGUACCUGCGAUUGGGCUCCAUCUAUCUGGAAGGCAAGGAGUAUGACAAAGCCAAGCACAUUUACCUUUUGGCGAGUAAGAAAUCACCUUCUUGUCUCACCUGGCUGGGAGUCGGAAUUGCCUGCUACAGGCUCAAAGAGAUGGACGAGGCAGAAGAUGCUCUCUCUGAAGCCAAUGCCCUCAACAACAGCAAUCCAGAAGUCUGGGCCUACCUCGCUUUGGUCUGCAUGAAGGGCGGAAGGCAACUGGAGGCCGAACAGUCCUAUAAAUACGCUGUCAAGCUGGAGUUGGACAACCCUGAUCUCCUGCAGGAGGUCAAACAAGUCCAGCUAGAAGUUGGCUUUGGUGACCCCUCCUUCUGAUCGCCUCUUCUGCUGCUACCUUCUAAGCAGGGACCGACAUCUACAGUUUUAGAUAUCAGGGAGGUAGGGCCAGGUUGCCAGAGAUUUGCCAACCAUCAGCAGAGAGGCGUACUGCCACAUUUGGAAAGAACAAUCACCAGUUGUUUCCAAAGCUUUGGUGAAAAGUUUACAGAGGGCGUCUUGAAUGGCAGUUCUUGAGCUCCUGGAAUUUAGAAAACGCACAUUGCAGAGAUUCCAUUUGUCCUGUGGAAUAUCCAGCCCUAAAAUUAAAGUCAGCCUUAAGGCAUCUACAAGGCAUGACUUGCGUCCAGAGGUUAAAAUGCUGGAGAAAGUAUUUUCGGAUUCCUGAAAUGGAAAGAAUAACUCUAGCACAGUGUUUUCUCAAGCUUGGCAACUUUGAAAAGUUGUGGACUUCAAACUCCCAGAAUUCCCCAGCCAGCUAUCCUAUGCCUCCUGGGGAAUUCUGGGUGUUGAAGUCCACACCUCUUCAAAGUUGCCAAGCUUAAGAAAACACUGCUAUAACACAUCACAAUAAUUAGAAGACCUUUGUCGGCGAUGUUUGGGGAAGAACAGGAAGAUGAAUUGGGGAGAGGUUUGGUGAACUGCCUCAUUUCUAGACAUUUCUAGGUCUCCUUUAGUGCAAGUGGAUAUUACAACCCAAAGCAGGAGCAAGAGUAAUUAAUAGAUUGGGUUUUAUAUAGCAUUUGGUUACCUGGGCUUCCCAAAAUUAUAUCCAUUAAAGGGAGUUCUUACAAAGGUUUUGAUUCAGUUAGUUCGUCCAUGUAGCUCUCUGGAGAUAAUUCCAUCCAUCAAUUUUGACCUAGUGAUCUCUUUUUGAUCUAUGGAUCCACAUUUAUUUUAUUCACAAAUUGGGGUUUUUUUGUUUGCUCCCUGUAAUUGCUCGGCAGCACAGAAUUUUGAAAGAGGAAUCUAAAAUACGAUACGCAAGGAUUCAAAAACAGCAGUUUGGGGCAGAUAUAAUAAAAUAGUUUGGAACUGUUUA